AUGUCGACAAUUACGGUCAAAUCCCGCUCUUCGACCAUCAAAGGGUUUACUGAAAAGGCAGGCACGUACUCAAUUGCGUCUCUCCACAAGAAAAUCGCUGAACAGAGUCGUGUUCCAGGUGAACAAAUCAAACUCUCAGUAUUGGACGAUUCUGGAAAGUAUCAACCAUUGGACAUUUCCGACGAUUUGAAAUCAUAUUUCAAGCCACAAGAAUUGGAAGGAGAUGUUGUGAUCUUUGCUAAAGACGUAGGACGCCAAAUUGCUUGGAAGACAGUGUUCAUUGUAGAGUACCUCGGUCCAAUUCUCAUACAUGUCCUCAUCUAUGCUGCAGCUUAUUAUAUUUUGGGGGUAACUCAAAGCUCGACUCAAAAGACCGCUUUUUACCUUGCUGUUUUGCACUUCCUCAAAAGAGAGUAUGAGACCUUAUUUGUGCACCGUUUCUCCAAUGCUACCAUGCCCUUCUUCAACUUGUUUAAGAACUCUGGCCACUAUUGGCUUUUAUCUGGAGUUCUCUUAUCUAUUUUCAUUUACUGCCACGACGUCACUACAUUGGACAAUGCCUCGCCCCUUAUCAAGUUCCUCUUCCAUGUCAAUGACUUGCCCCCAUUCAUCAACAAGGCAUUGGUCGCUCUCUGGGCUUAUGCCGAAAUCUCAAACUUCAUCACGCACAAGAACUUGGCAGGUAUUCGCUCUAAUGACCUGAAGGCUUACACCAUUCCUCGUGGCUAUGGGUUUGAUGUGGUUGCUUGCCCCAACUACUUUUUCGAAUGUUUGGCUUGGUUCGCAUUUGCACUUUUGGUGGGCAAUUGGAGUGCCUGGGUGUUUUUAGCCGUGAGUGCCGGUCAAAUGUACAUUUGGGCACUCAAGAAGAACAAGAGAUUGUUGCAAACCUUCGGUGAUGACUACAAGAAGUUGCGCAGAGCUAAGUUUAUUCCUUUCCUUCAUUAG
Messenger RNA from Australozyma saopauloensis, 948 nucleotides. Its product is annotated as trans-2-enoyl-CoA reductase (NADPH). Bases 1 to 948 code for a protein of 315 amino acids. Gene Ontology annotation, molecular function: oxidoreductase activity, acting on the CH-CH group of donors. Gene Ontology annotation, biological process: very long-chain fatty acid biosynthetic process. NCBI's taxonomy places the organism in Eukaryota, Fungi, Ascomycota, Pichiomycetes, Serinales, Metschnikowiaceae. The record is from RefSeq and is a predicted model, not a curated record. The transcript has a single exon.